Molecule: messenger RNA, 660 nt
Organism: Pistacia vera
Lineage: Eukaryota; Viridiplantae; Streptophyta; Magnoliopsida; Sapindales; Anacardiaceae
Exons: 3
Coding region: 1-660 (219 amino acids)
Biological process (GO): tRNA wobble uridine modification; protein histidyl modification to diphthamide
Cellular component (GO): cytosol; nucleus
Molecular function (GO): metal ion binding
Source: RefSeq, a predicted model, not a curated record
AUGGAUUUUGCAGAUGCAGAAGAUAAAAAUGUUGUUUUCAGUCCUUGUGAUGAUGCAAAAGUAAAGAGAUUUGAUGGCUUCACAUUGGGGCUAGCGUUUUCAGCAAAAGAAUCAUUUUUUCUCGAUCAAACGCAACUUUCACCCUGCGAUAGUCGUCUCAACUUGGUCACUAAACCUGCCCAACUCGCCGUUUUCCGGCCCAGAGUCGACGAGAUUUCCCUCCUUACCAUCGAGAACCCCACCUUCAAUCCGAAUUUGGCAGGCGGGUUCGUGGUGGCAUUUGCCGGAAGAAAGUAUGCAGCAAGAUCAGUUCCACAGAUGAUUUCCGACAUUGAUAACAUAGUUACUACUUUAACAUUGGUCCUGGAAUUCCAUGAGGGUACUCUGCAGAACUUGCAUUGGAAAAGCUUCGGCUGCGAUUCGUGCGGCGGAGAUGCCGGUGUCUGCCUCAACAACACGGUGUGUGCAGUGCCGAAUACCAAGUGCAAAAAACUGGAGGCAUCGGCGGAUUGCAAGCUCAGCAUACAGUUGACGUUUUCGGGCACCGAUGAAAGCAGGGAAGUGCUGAAUUCAUGGUAUGAAGUGGAAAAUCUUCGGAAAUUUUCUUUGUUUGAUUUGUAUGCCAAUGUCCGUGAUGCCAUGGCCGGCAUGCCAAACUGA